UAAGUAAAGACGUCAAGACAUUCGUGCAUAUAUUUGUCGUAAUUGAAGGUGAAAUCACCCCAGCAUUUGCACACAAACCACCGCAUGCAUUUAACUCCGCGACAAGGGGAAAAGUAUUAACUUGAAGUGUCAACUAAGAUGUUUUUUUAUUCUUGUGUAUUUUUUCAGGUUUCAAUUCAUUUUCCUGAAGACUCAACCGUCGAGGACUUCGACCAACUACUCAAAUUGAUGUUUUUUUCUUCAAGUAAUGGACAUCUGAUUACUAUUUUUGCCUCCAGUUCUUGAAGGAAAAGGCUAACUUUUAGCUACCAAAGCCCCACCCAUUAGAAAUUUUGAAGCAGAAAUGGACGGGGUGCCGGUGGACCCCAAAGAAAUUUUAAAGGGAGUGGAGCUUCUUCUAGGGAAGGAUGGAGGAUUAUGUAGCCUGGAGGGAGUCCCGAAGAUGUUCAGCCUAAUGAAAGCCUCUUCCAAGAUGGUCAGUCGGUGUAUGUACUUGAACAUCCUACUUCAUACGAAAUCUCAUGAUGUUCUCAACAGAUUCAUCCGAGUUGGAGGCUACAGGCUACUAAACUCGUGGCUCACCUAUUCCAAAACCACCAACAAUUCUCCUUUGCUGCAGCUUAUUCUGCUCACUCUGCAGAAGCUGCCCCUCAAAGUGGACCAUUUAAAACAAAACAACACAGCAAAGUUGGUAAAGCAACUGUGUAAAGCGGCAGAGACUGAAGAAUUAAGAAAGUUGGCGUCAGUGCUUGUCGAUGGCUGGAUGGCAACCAUUCGAUCCCAGAGCGUUUCGAGCAAUUCCAGCAGUCCUGCCGAUAAGAGGAAGAAGAAAGAAGACAGCAAGGUCCCAAACAAAGAGGUAAAGGAAAAAAGUGGGGAGGAAGAGAAGAAAAAAGACAAGGCUAAAGCUCACGCGCCUAGUCAUGCCAAAAUCCGUUCCAUAGGUCUGGAGAUGGACACGCCAAACCCUGCCCCGGCUAAGAAGGGCCCUGCAGCUCCUCAGCUCGGUGACAAGUACAACAUCAAGCCUCCGGUCCUGAAGAGGUUAAGCUCCGGACCAUCUGAUAAUCCUCCACUGGAGAAGAAAUACAAGCCUCUAAACACGCCUUCCAACGCAGCCAAAGAAAUUAAAGUCAAGAUCAUUCCAGCGCAACCCAUGGAGUGCACAGGAUUCCUAGACGCCCUCAACUCUGCUCCAGUGCCUGGUAUCAAGAUCAAGAAAAAGAAAGCUGCCGCCGCCGCCGCCUCAUCGCCUUCUAACGCCAAGGUCGUGUCCCCGACCGCAAACAAGACAAAUCCGUUUGACAGUAAACCAUCGACGUAUUCCUCAUCUUCCACCAAACCGACGUCUCCGGAGACGCUUUCGUCUAAUAGUACUUUUGAAAACCAGGAGACGGAGCGGCCCGGGACGCCCGUGCCUACGGAAGACCCCGACUCCGCGGACACUGGAGACAAACCGAACGCUCUGUCGGAACCACGCGGAGAAGAAGACUUGACCAAGAAAGGCAAGAAAAAGAAAACGGUUCACUGGGCUCAAGAAGAUAACCUCAAGCAUUACUUUUAUUUCGACCUGGACGAGACGGAGAGAGUCAACGUGAAUAAGAUUAAGGACUUUGGCGAGGCGGCCAAACGGGAGUUGAUGAUGGACAGGCAGACUUUUGAGAUGGCCCGACGGCUUUCCCACGACACCAUGGAGGAGAGGGUGCCCUGGACGCCUCCGAGGCCGCUGACGUUGCCCGGCAGUCUGGUCGUUCCCGGCUCCGGCAGCAGAGAAAAGCUCACCCAGCGGGAUCGGGAGAUGGGCAUCUUACAGGAGAUCUUUCUCAGUAAAGAGAGUGUGCCUGACAGUCCACACGAACCAGACCCGGAGCCUUACGAACCCAUGCCUCCUCGACUCAUACCCCUGGAUGAGGAUUCGUCAGUGCCAGACGAUAGCUACUCGGAGCCCAUGGACACGUCUCAGCAAUUUCCCGCGAUGGUCCAGAACGAGGGCUCCAAGCUGCCCCCCGUCCUUGCCAACUUGAUGGGCAACCUCAACAACAACUCCCGUAGCCCCCAGAACACAAACACUGUCAACAAUCCCGGCACGUCGGCCGUCAACGUACAGGAGCUGCUUUCUUCUAUCAUGGGGGCUUCUGGCAGCCAGUCUACCGAAGACCUCAUCAAGCAACCCGACUUCUCGGAUAAGCUUAAACAACUUCUGGGUUCCUUGCAACAGACGCAAAACCAGAACCAAGGACCUACACCAGUUAACCCAAAUUUGUUGGGUCACGGUCCUAUGAACAACAUGAACAACUUGCACAUGCAAAUGCCCAUGAACAGCGGCGGCGGCGGCUUCCCGCCCAACAUGCCUCCGGGCGGUCCCCGCUUCAACCACCCUCCGCCGCCCCACAAUCACGGGCCGCCUUUCAACGCCGGCGGAGGCCCGCGAAUGAUGGGACCGCCGCCGGGACAGGGCCGCGGAGAUAACGGCAACUACUGGGGAGAAGACUCUAUGAGGGGCGGGCCGCACCGAGGGGGGCACUUCCACCGGGGAGGAAGAGGCCGAGGGGGAGAGCCCGGCUUCAGGGGCCGAGGGCGAGCGGGGCCGAGAGGCGGACACAAUAUGAAUGACAUGUCCAUGCGGCCCGUUUGUCGACACUUUAUGAUGAAGGGAAACUGCAGGUACGAGAGCAACUGCGCUUUUUAUCACCCCGGCGUCAACGGACCGCCGUUUCCCCCCAACCACCCCGCAAACAACCAGCACGGACACUGAGUCGACUUGACCCUCCGCCACGUUCUGCAUUUCAUCCAACCACUAUAGAGUCACUUUAAGAGCGAAGGACUCCCAAUUCUGCGCCCAACGGGACCGUUUUUAAUAGACUGAAGCUUUGUUUGCCACUACGUCUGCCUGUCGCUGUCUACUUAAGCAAAACGCUGGACCUGAACGGAAGUCGACAGAAGUGACUUCUGUUGCGUUGUUUUGUUUUUUCUUCUCGCGUGUUUCUUUGGCAGGAGAAGUUCAAUGAAAUGACACCGCGAAUAACUCCCGAUGAUCAAAAAUGAUGAUCUUUUUGUUGUUGUUGUUGCCCGCUGCAGCUGUUAAAUGAAUGUGCUUAAAGAUCAUGAGCUUUUUUCUAGUUUUGUGGGCCGGCAGCUCCUAUUUUUGCAGAAAUAACACCAAAUGACCUCUGAACUCUCCAUCUGGCCCCUUACAGAGGGGUCGAACGUCAGUCAGUAUUAUGAUGAAGCAUUCUGCAGGUCAGCUAUACAGUGUAUGUUUUCUGUGAAAACAUUGACUUUUGUCUCUUGUGGGACUUUUUUUUUUUCCUCGUGUAUUAUUUUGAUAUCGAUGCCCUUUUUUUUAAAAUGACUGAUUCAUUGAAAUGUUUGUACUUUAUGGUUGUGUACAUACAUGUUCAUGCGGUCAUAUUUUUCAGUUGAAUUAUUUUCUACACUGUAUUAAAUGAAUGUUAAAAUAUAAUACUUUUAAUGAUUUAUUUGGAAUUGUUGAUGGGAAAACAAAGGUCACGCCCUGUCAGAAUAAAAGAUGAAUAUUUAAAAAUGAAAAAAAAAACAUGACUGCGGAAAUGAUUUGGUGGAAAGUUAUAUAUUAUACUUGUACAAUAUUACAAGUAUUAUAGGUAAAAUUAAAAAAAAAAAAAAAUAAGGAUACUGGUUUUAGAAAAGCUUUGUUUAUCAA
Corythoichthys intestinalis (scribbled pipefish) is the source of this 3682-nucleotide messenger RNA. RefSeq names its product protein phosphatase 1, regulatory subunit 10 (gene ppp1r10). Gene Ontology annotation, cellular component: chromatin; nucleus; PTW/PP1 phosphatase complex. The record is from RefSeq and is a predicted model, not a curated record. The coding region runs from base 344 to 2755 and encodes 803 amino acids. Gene Ontology annotation, molecular function: metal ion binding; protein phosphatase 1 binding. Lineage: Eukaryota; Metazoa; Chordata; Actinopteri; Syngnathiformes; Syngnathidae. The transcript has 18 exons.